AUGUAUAACUAUGGCAGCUACUAUGGAGGCCUGGGCUAUGGCUAUGGUGGCCGAGGCUGCGGUUACGGCUCUGGUGGCCUAGGCCGUGGCUAUGGCUGUGGCUAUGGCGGCUUUGGUGGUUAUGGUGGCUAUGGUCUCUAUGGUGGCUAUGGCUACAGGUGCUGCCGCCCACUGGGCUGUGGAAGGUACUGGUCUUACGGCUUCUACUGA
Molecule: messenger RNA, 210 nt
Organism: Nannospalax galili (Upper Galilee mountains blind mole rat)
Lineage: Eukaryota; Metazoa; Chordata; Mammalia; Rodentia; Spalacidae
Product: keratin-associated protein 20-1-like
Exons: 1
Coding region: 1-210 (69 amino acids)
Source: RefSeq, a predicted model, not a curated record